Messenger RNA from Mangifera indica (mango), 1762 nucleotides. RefSeq names its product GRAS family protein RAD1-like. The record is from RefSeq and is a predicted model, not a curated record. The coding region runs from base 1 to 1551 and encodes 516 amino acids. Lineage: Eukaryota; Viridiplantae; Streptophyta; Magnoliopsida; Sapindales; Anacardiaceae. Gene Ontology annotation, molecular function: DNA-binding transcription factor activity; sequence-specific DNA binding. The transcript has a single exon. Gene Ontology annotation, cellular component: nucleus. Gene Ontology annotation, biological process: regulation of DNA-templated transcription.
AUGUUGUCUGAUUUCUUUGCAAAUAAGCUUUAUAGUGAGCAAAGGAGUAAUGAAGUGAUUGCCCUUGAACUGGGGCUUUCAACGUUAGAUUGCUGCAUGCCUAUGUUGAAGCGCGCGGCUGCUUCAGCCUGGAUCCUUCCUUUUUCGGAUGAAACCAGAGACCACAAGAGGGGUAAACGGACACCGAGUUUUGCUGAAUCUGUUUCAAGUAACAGUAGCCUGUCCAGUGGUGGAAGCAGCAUUAGCCGCAGUAGCAGCGCUAGUAGCUUAACUAGUUUGCCGGGGUUCCACUUCCGGGAUCACAUAUGGGCUUAUAAUCAGAGAUACCUUGCUGCUGAGGCUGCAGAGGAGGCGGCACAGGCCUUGAUGAAUGCUGAGGAUGGUGGAGCUGCCGAAGAAGAUGGCACUGCCGAUGGUAUGAGGCUUGUUCAGCUUCUCAUUGCUUGUGCAGAAGCCGUGGCUUGUCAAGACAAGUCACAUGCCUCAGCUUUGUUGUCAGAAUUAAGGGCCAAUGCAUUGGUCUUCGGCUCUUCCUUCCAACGUGUUGCUUCUUGCUUUGUCCAAGGUCUCACUGACCGUCUUGCAUUGGUUCAGCCCCUUGGAACGGUUGGUUUUGUAGCACCACCACCAAUGAACAUAAUGGAUGCUGCGACCUCUGAUAAGAGAGAGGAAGCUUUGCACCUUGUCUAUGAAAUUUGUCUACAUAUUCAGUUUGGUCACUUCUUGGCCAACUCUUUAAUAUUGGAAGCCUUUGAGGGAGAGAGUUUUGUCCAUGUGGUGGACUUAGGGAUGACCCUUGGUUUGCCACAUGGGCACCAAUGGCGAUGGCUGAUCAAGAGCCUCGCCAACCGUGCUGGCCAACCGCCUCGCCGCGUUCAAAUAACUGCCGUUGGCCUUUGCGGUGAUAAAUUCCAAAUUAUUGGAGAUGAACUUGAGGCUUAUGCGCAACAUUAUGGUAUAAAUUUAAAGUUUUCCAUUGUGGAAAGGAACUUAGAAAACCUGCAGACUCAAGACAUCCAAGUAGAUGAAAGAGAAGUUCUUGUUGUCAAUAGCAUCCUUCAGUUGCAUUGUGUGGUUAAAGAAAGUCGAGGAGCUCUAAAUUCAGUCCUGCAGAUAAUCCAUGAGCUAUCACCAAAACUUUUGGUCUUAGUUGAGCAGGACUCAAGCCACAAUGGGCCAUUUUUUCUAGGGAGAUUUAUGGAAGCAUUGCAUUACUACUCAGCAAUUUUUGACUCCCUAGAUGCCAUGCUGCCCAAAUAUGACACCAGGCGCGCCAAAAUGGAACAGUUCUACUUUGCAGAGGAAAUAAAAAACAUUGUGAGUUGUGAGGGGCCUGCAAGGGUUGAGCGACAUGAGAGGGUGGAUCAGUGGCGACGCAGGAUGAGCCGCGCAGGAUUUCAAGUGGCACCCAUCAAGAUGAUGGCUCAGGCCCAGAAAUGGCUCAAGAAUGAAAAGGUCUGUGAAGGUUACACUGUUGUGGAAGAGAAGGGAUGCCUGGUUCUUGGAUGGAAAUCAAAGCCAAUAAUUGCUACUUCUUGUUGGAAAUGCUGAAGCAUAGCUGCCUGCCUAAUAAAGUUACCUUGGACUCUAAUGGUAACAAGAUAGCUUUGUAAGCCAAUAAGGUCUCUAUUCCAUUUGUGCCACUAUGUUAUACAUGUAGCAAAAUUUGGAGUGAAAGCCAGUCGUUUGGAAUUUGAGUUUGAGCUGUUCAGUCUGUUUGAACAGAUGAAAUAAAGCAAAUGUAUUGUUGUUUGGUUCCUAA